Molecule: messenger RNA, 1906 nt
Organism: Myxocyprinus asiaticus (Chinese sucker)
Lineage: Eukaryota; Metazoa; Chordata; Actinopteri; Cypriniformes; Catostomidae
Product: protein O-glucosyltransferase 2
Exons: 10
Coding region: 248-1750 (500 amino acids)
Cellular component (GO): endomembrane system
Molecular function (GO): glucosyltransferase activity; protein binding
Source: RefSeq, a predicted model, not a curated record
UUGGAGCAGAGAUUUUUCUCUUAAGGGUCUCUGACUGUUAGUUUACGUUCAACCAAUAGUAUUUCAGUGAAUGUGAGUAUACGGUGAAGUGUAUCAUCAAUGUUUUUAUGCGAAGUUUUAUUUAGGUUUUAAAAGCGUUGCCAUUCUGAUGCGUUGAAUAGACGUGAACGCAUCCUGCAGUCCUAUUAUUUGAACCACACGAAUAUAUCGAGGAGUGUUCUGUAGAGUUCGCCCACAAUCUGUGGAAAUGUUGAGAAAACUUUUGCUGCCCUUGAUACUUUGUAUCAUUGUCCUGACGCGGAGAUCAAAGGCAGCGUCAGCGCCCAGCGCGGGGAAAACUCUCAUCUGGGGUCCUGGACUGGAGACAAAUAUUGUCCUCCCGGCUAGAUACUUCUUCAUACAGACAGUGGACACCACCGGGAAAAAUUUCACAACUUCUCCUGGAGAGAAGACAUUUGAAGUGAAGAUUACAUCUCCAACGGAUCCGUAUGCCAGAAUCUGGCUCCAGGUUUUAGACCGGAACGAUGGAUCUUUUCUGGUUCGGUACCGCAUGUAUGCCAGUUACACAGAUCUGCACAUUCAGGUCCUGUUGAAUGACAAGCCUGCGGGAAAGUCACCAUAUGUGCUUAGAGGUGCAGUUUAUCAUGAAUCAUGUGAUUGCCCUGAGCCCAGUGGUGCAGUAUGGGAGAAGAACAUGCAUUGCCCUGCCUCUUUCUCUCAGAUAGAGAGUGAUUUAUCUGUCUUCCCCAGCGUGGACCCGGACCGUAAUGCCCGUGAGGUCAUUCAGCGCUUCGGGAUGAGGCACAGUCUGUGCCACUACACCAUCAAAAACAACCAGGUCUAUAUCAAAACACAUGGAGAACAUGUUGGAUUCAGGAUCUUCAUGGAUGCCUUUCUUCUCUCUUUCACACGAAAAGUUAGGCUUCCAGACAUUGAGUUUUUUGUGAAUUUGGGGGAUUGGCCCCUGGAGAAGAGGCGGGCCUCCGGGAAUCCCAGCCCGAUAUUUUCAUGGUGUGGGUCCAAUGACACACAGGACAUCGUCAUGCCGACCUAUGACCUCACUGAAUCUGUAUUGGAGACCAUGGGCAGAGUGAGUCUGGACAUGAUGUCUGUUCAGGGACACACAGGUCCAGUAUGGGAGCAGAAGAGGAGUAAAGCCUUCUGGAGGGGGCGAGACAGCAGGAAAGAGCGUCUGGAGCUGGUUAAAUUGGCACGGGCGAACCCUGCCAUACUUGAUGCAGCCUUUACUAACUUCUUCUUUUUCCAACACAAUGAGAGCCUUUAUGGGCCCCUAGUCAAACAUGUGUCCUUUUUCGACUUCUUUAAGUAUAAGUACCAGAUAAAUGUAGAUGGGACUGUAGCAGCAUACAGACUACCUUAUCUGCUUGCUGGAGACAGUGUUGUGUUUAAACAUGACUCCAUUUAUUAUGAGCAUUUUUACAAUAAACUUCAACCAUGGGUGCAUUACAUCCCCUUCAGAUCUGACCUCAGUGAUCUCCUGGAGAAGAUCCAGUGGGCUAAAGACCAUGAUGAGGAGGCGAAGAAAAUCGCCCUGGCAGGUCAGCAGUUUGCCCGAACCCAUCUGAUGGGUGACAGUAUUUUCUGUUACUACUUCAAACUCUUCCAGAGGUACGCUGAACUGCAGGUCACUGAGCCCAAGGUUCGAGAUGGCAUGGAGCUGGUGGAGCAGCCAAAGGAUGAACUUUUCCCAUGUUACUGCGCAAGAAAUAAGGCCAAAGAUGAGCUGUGAGAGACCACCAACUUCAUUUUAAAACAGCGGCCAUCAUAUUUCUAUGGAUUUGCACCAGAAAAUGCUCCUAAGGGCACAUACUUAUUGCAUCAAAUGUUGUAUAACUGCAAUGUCUUGACUGUAUGUUUCUCUUUUUGUAUUAAAAAUGGUUAUUAU